AUGGAUUUAAAUUUAGGCAUAGAUUGCUAUUUUCUUCUUAGAGUAGGCAGACUAUUGGUAUGAAAUUUAACACACGAUUAAUUUUUAUAACCUUUGAAUUUUCUGUGUAGUUUUUAUUUUUAUUUUUUUUCCCUGGGACCAUGCAAACCUGAUUGGUUGAUGGGGCAGGGACACAAAUUCUUUGUCAAGAACUAAACUUUUUUCCUCAAAUUUUAUACAACAACAGAGAAGGUCUCAUUUGCAGUAGCGGUCUCAUAAAAUGUUCUCAUUUUCAGCUAAACUUCUAUCCACACCUCAUCAACCCCCCACGCUUUAAUUUAGCAUUAAAAACUUAGAAAGGGAAUACACACAAAGCUUUGAUGUGAAGCAGUCAGGAACACUACACACACAACUUACCUGACAAAAGCAAGGACUUGAGACGUUAAGCCAUUUAAUAGUAGAUAUUCUUCUCACUCAUCCACAAACACACAUCAUUACUAUAACUGUCAUACCAUGCACCACAUCCUUAACUUUGCCCUCUAGGGAUACCAUCCUGUCACCGCUCCCUUUAACUACCCUUCUGUACACUACCAUUUACCAAACUACCCUCUUCCAACUCCACCAAUUACUAUUCCAAACUUCCACAGCAGCUAGUGGGGAGAGGGGAAAUAAUCUAGUAAAGGGGGAUGUGCAGAAAGGUGACAGAGGGUCAGAAGUGAGAUUACCAUGCAUGGUUUGGUGUGUACAAUAGUUGUGGUAAUGAAAAGAUGUGUGCCUAUGCGUGGAAGAAAGGCUAGGUAGUGUUACAGUACUGGCAAUUACAGGUGUUCAAAAAUCAUGAGCUAGCCCCCUCCUGCAAAGUUUUUAUGUUCCAUGUUUUUUUUUAAACCUUUGGGGUUCACUUGGGUCAUGUUUUCAAGCUUUUCUCUGCAGCUCUGAGAGUCAGAAACUGUUGGGUUUUUUUUAAGUGAGAAUCAGAGUUUCCAUUUAUUCACAUGACUCCGGGAGCCAGUGCAUUAAGAAAAUCAUCAAAUAUUUGUCAGCCUUAUGUUAAAAAUCAGGAGAGCUGGCAACAAUUGGUUUACCUUUUCAUUCCCAUGCUUUAGUGGGUAUUUGCCAGCCAUGUUGUGCGUAUAGCAACCCCAACUACUUCCCAGGGAAGUUCUUUUUUGUAUACAUGAGGUCUAAUUAUCACUUUGUGUAUUUAUUAUUAAUUUGUAUAGUGGCAACAGCGUCCUAGAGGUUUUGGGGACAGCAAAACCAGUGUUUGUUUUUAAAUCAUUGCACUACAAACUUAGUUUUGCACGACCCCAGGCUACUACACUUGAGCAGUCCUCAGGAAAUACUUCACGUCACGUGUAUAAACCUUUACAUUAUUUCCUCUCACUUUUUUUGGGGGGGGGGGGGGGUUUAAGUAGCCAGCUGCUUGCGAUGCCAUUAAUAGCUACCUUUCCCCUAGCGCGUUCCUUUGACCGUGGGCUCCUUGCUUGCUGCAGGGAUAGCCGCAAGCUCCCCAGAACUAGAGUGAAACUUUGCUCAAAGCCCACCCAGGCGUUACUCAGGGCCGGGGUGUUCGGCUCCUGCGUGUCCCAGACACCGCGUCUCCCUUGGAAGGCAGCCCACGCAGCACCUUCCUUGCUCCCCUCCCAAGCAAUAAUACACCAGGCGGCUGGAGCCAGCUCUGGCGCUUUGCUUGGCAGCCUCGGGGCCUUUGGCAGCGAAGGGUUAAGCGAUUGGACCCGGGAGGAUUUUUGAAGUCCUAGACCGGGAAGUUCCAUUUGCAAGCGGCGGGGGGGGGGAUAGAGGGCGAGACGCGGCGUGUUCCAUUCUCCGCGCACACCCAGCCCGGGCGCUCGCUGGUUACCUUUCGGUGGCGUUACGCUCCGGGGCUUCGCCUCUCAAGCUGCGGGGGGACCCGGGCGGCCCGUGCCACGCGGCGCGCGCCUCUCCGCCUGGGGCGUGCGGGGCUUGCCUGGGGGCGGCUCCUUUAAGGCGUCCCCGGGCGGCAUCAGCCCCGCAGCUGGAGCAGGGACCCACGGCGGGCCCGAGCCACCGGAAAGUUCAGACGCUGCUGAGAGCCCCACAGAGACGCCGCGGUGCCCAGCCCCCGCCGGCUCCUGCUGCCCCCCUGCCCUAGCAGGGAGGAAGGCGAAGGAGCGGCGGCGGCGGCGGCGGCUGCUCCUCCUCCUCCCCCCGCGGCUGCAGUAGGGGGCCGGGUGCGUGGGUGGGUUGGGGGCGGUGGCCCUUGGAAGUUUUGCGCUCUCCUCUCUCUUUUGUGUCCGGCUGCGGCUCGGGGAAAGGAGCGGUCUGCGUGCCCGCUUGCAGGGCGGAGAUGCAGGGCGGCGCGAGGAGUUGCUGCUGGGGUGACUCCUGCGAGGCUCUGCUGCUCCCUCCGUUCCCGGCUCUUUGCCCCAAGUGAUGGGCGCGAGGGCUGCUGCUGCUGCUGCUCCACCUCGCUCUUCCCUCCAGCCUCCCAAAGGCACCGAGCCGGGGCCCUCGCCCAAAGCAGCCGUCGCCCCUGCGCCUUCCUCCGAUGCCCAGUGACUUUGUGUGGCUCAGGUCGUAGCAAGCCCCCCCCCCCGCUCCGCCUGCCAGGCUGCUGCAGCGGUUUACGGUCUCGGAGGGGCAGUGCUCUGUGGGGAUAUUUGCAAGUGGCCUGGCUGCUGAAGGCGAAGUCCCGGGCUGGAGACGCAACUUGCGAACAGGGCACAGAGAAUCCAAGCUGCGGAAAAUUGCGGCUCGUUUGUUUUCUUCUUCACUGUUGAUGGUCCCAGGAAGCGUCAAAGCUCCUUCUAGGAAAAUCCGGGGCAAGGGAGAGAAGAUACAAGACUGGAGGCGCUGCUGACAAUACCUUCUGCUCGCUGUUAACUCCUGCAGGAUUAGGAAACCUUGCUUAUAUUAAGCUUCUGUGGAUUUACAAUCGGAGGGGGCUUUUAAUUUGUAUUCCUUCCCCCUCCCAUUUGGCAUGAGGCUAUUUGCAGGCGCCACCUGAGGACAAUGAUCGCGGAGUUUGCUCGCUUUUACCUCUUUGGAUUAAUAUGUCUCUCUUCAGGUUCCCGUCUCCGUCAAGAAGAUUUCCCACCUCGAAUUGUUGAGCACCCUUCCGAUCUAAUUGUUUCAAAAGGAGAACCAGCAACUUUGAACUGUAAGGCUGAAGGCAGGCCAACCCCAACUAUUGAAUGGUAUAAAGGGGGUGAAAGAGUUGAAACUGACAAAGAUGACCCUCGCUCUCAUCGGAUGUUGCUGCCCAGCGGAUCUUUAUUUUUCUUACGCAUAGUACAUGGACGCAAAAGUAGACCAGAUGAAGGAGUCUACGUCUGUGUUGCAAGGAAUUACCUUGGUGAAGCUGUGAGUCAUAAUGCAUCGCUGGAGGUAGCAAUAUUACGAGAUGACUUCAGACAGAACCCUUCAGAUGUAAUGGUAGCCGUGGGUGAACCUGCUGUGAUGGAAUGCCAACCCCCAAGAGGUCAUCCAGAACCCACUAUUUCAUGGAAAAAAGAUGGGUCCCCACUGGAUGACAAAGAUGAACGAAUUACAAUCAGAGGAGGAAAGCUCAUGAUUACCUACACGAGAAAGAAUGAUGCUGGCAAGUACGUCUGUGUUGGAACAAAUAUGGUGGGAGAACGAGAGAGUGAAGUGGCGGAGCUCACUGUUUUAGAAAGACCCUCUUUUGUGAAGAGACCCAGUAAUUUGGCUGUAACUGUGGAAGACAGUGCAGAGUUUAAAUGUGAGGCUCGGGGCGACCCUGUACCUACAGUAAGAUGGCGAAAAGAUGAUGGGGAAUUACCAAAAGCAAGAUAUGAAAUCCGUGAUGAUCACACUUUGAAAAUCCGGAAAGUUCUGGCAGGAGAUAUGGGGUCUUAUACUUGUGUUGCCGAAAAUAUGGUUGGAAAAGCUGAAGCAUCAGCAACUCUAACAGUUCAAGUUGUGUCUGAACCUCCCCAUUUUGUUGUGAAACCUCGUGACCAGGUGGCUGCAUUGGGACGGACAGUGACUUUUCAGUGUGAAGCAACUGGAAACCCUCAACCAGCCAUCUUUUGGCGUAGGGAGGGAAGUCAGAAUCUGCUUUUCUCAUACCAGCCGCCUCAGUCAUCCAGCCGCUUUUCAGUAUCUCAGACUGGUGACCUCACAAUCACAAGUGUCCAGAGAUCUGACGUUGGGUACUAUAUCUGCCAGACUUUAAAUGUUGCAGGAAGUAUCACAACAAAAGCAUACUUGGAAGUUACUGAUGUGAUUGCAGACCGGCCUCCCCCAGUCAUUCGACAGGGUCCUGUGAAUCAGACUGUAGCUGUGGAUGGUACGUUAGUACUCAGCUGCGUGGCCACAGGCACUCUAAUGCCCACAAUCCUCUGGAGAAAGGAUGGGGCCCUCAUCUCUACUCAGGACUCUCGCAUCAAGCAGCUGGAGACAGGAGCUUUACAGAUCCGAUACGCCAAGCUCGGUGACACUGGCCGGUACACCUGCAUUGCUUCAACUCCAAGUGGCGAAGCAACCUGGAGUGCUUAUAUUGAGGUCCAAGAAUUUGGAGUUCCAGUGCAACCGCCAAGACCGACUGACCCAAACUUGAUUCCUAGUGCACCCUCAAAACCUGAAGUUACAGAUGUCAGCAGAAAUACAGUAACACUGUCAUGGCAACCUAAUUUGAAUUCAGGUGCAACUCCAACGUCUUAUAUAAUAGAGGCCUUCAGCCAUGCAUCUGGUAGCAGUUGGCAAACUGUAGCAGAAAACGUGAAAACUGAAAGUUUUGCAGUUAAAGGGCUGAAACCUAAUGCAAUUUACCUCUUCCUUGUGAGGGCAGCUAACGCGUAUGGACUUAGUGAUCCUAGCCAGAUAUCUGACCCAGUGAAAACUCAAGAUGUUCCACCUACAAGCCAGGGUGUGGAUCACAAACAGGUCCAGAGAGAGCUUGGGGAUGUGGUUCUGCAUCUUCACAACCCCACUAUCCUUUCUUCUUCCUCAAUUGAAGUUCAUUGGACAGUGGACCAGCAAUCCCAGUAUAUUCAGGGAUAUAAAAUUCUGUACCGGCCUACCACUGCAUCCCACGGUGAAUCUGAAUGGUUAAUUUUUGAAGUGAGAACACCAACCAAAAAUAGCAUCAUCAUUCCAGAUCUGAAGAAAGGUGUAAACUAUGAAAUCAAGGCCCGCCCUUUUUUUAACGAGUUUCAAGGAGCAGAUAGCGAAGUGAAAUUUGCAAAAACCCUAGAAGAAGCUCCUAGUGCUCCACCUCAAAGUGUUUCAGUGACUAAGAAUGAUGGAAAUGGGACAGCAAUUGUGGUUACCUGGCAGCCACCCCCUGAGGAUACCCAGAAUGGAAUGGUCCAAGAAUAUAAGGUUUGGUGCCUGGGCAAUGAAAGCAGAUACCACAUAAACAAGACCGUAGAUGGUUCCACCUUUUCUGUAGUCAUCCCCUCCUUAGUUCCUGGUAUUCGAUACAGUGUGGAAGUAGCAGCAAGUACUGCGGCAGGACCUGGAGUGAAAAGUGAGCAACAGUUUAUCCAAUUAGAUUCCCAUGGAAACCCUGUGUCACCAGAAGACCAAGUCAGCUUAGCCCAACAGAUUUCAGAUGUUGUAAAACAACCAGCUUUCAUUGCUGGCAUUGGUGCAGCCUGUUGGAUUAUUCUUAUGGUUUUCAGCAUCUGGUUAUACCGCCACCGAAAGAAGCGAAAUGGACUCACUAGUGCUUAUGCUGGUAUCAGAAAAGUCCCGUCUUUUACCUUCACACCAACAGUAACCUAUCAGAGAGGAGGAGAAGCUGUAAGCAGUGGAGGCAGACCAGGACUUCUAAACAUCAGUGAACCUGCCCCUCAACCAUGGCUAGCAGAUACAUGGCCCAACACUGGGAACAACCACAAUGACUGCUCCAUCAACUGCUGCACCUCAGCCAAUGGAAACAGUGAUAGCAACCUCACAACGUACAGUCGACCAGCUGAUUGUAUAGCAAAUUACAACAACCAGCUGGAAAGCAAGCAAACAAACCUGAUGCUGCCUGAGUCAACUGUUUAUGGUGAUGUGGACUUGAGCAACAAAAUCAAUGAGAUGAAAACCUUCAAUAGCCCAAAUCUAAAGGAUGGAAGAUUUGUCAACCAACCUGGGCAGCCCACUCCUUAUGCAACCACUCAGCUCAUCCAGUCAAGCAUCAGCAAUAAUGUUAACAGCAGCAGUGGGGAUACAAAUGAGAAACACUGGAAACCCUCUGUUCAGCAAAAACAAGAGGUUGCACCCAUACAGUACAACAUUAUGGAGCAAAACAAAUUAAACAAAGAUUACAGAGUAAAUGACAAUAAUGCUCCAACUAUUCCAUACAACCAGUCAUAUGACCAGAAUACAGGAGGGUCGUACAACAGUUCAGAUCGGGGCAGUAGUACAUCUGGGAGUCAAGGACACAAGAAGGGUGCCCGCACCCCUAAGGUACCCAAACAGGCUGGCAUGAACUGGGCAGAUCUACUUCCACCUCCCCCAGCACACCCUCCUCCCCACAGCAAUAGUGAAAAUUACAGUCUUUCUGUGGAUGAAAGUUAUGACCAAGAAAUUCCAUGUCCAGUGCCACCUACAAGGAUGUAUCUACAGCAAGAUGAGCUAGAGGAAGAAGAUGAUGAUGAGCGAGGUCCUACUCCUCCAGUCCGAGGAGCAGCUUCCUCUCCCGCAGCUGUCUCCUACAGCCACCAGUCUACUGCCACUCUAACACCCUCACCCCAAGAAGAACUACAGCCCAUGUUACAGGAUUGUCAAGAGGAAAUAGGCCACAUACAACACCAACCUGACCGGAGACGUCAGCCUGUGAGUCCUCCACCCCCUCCAAGGCCUAUUUCUCCACCACACACCUAUGGUUACAUUUCAGGACCCCUGGUCUCAGAUAUGGAUACUGAUGCACCAGAAGAGGAAGAGGAUGAGGCAGAAAUAGGGGUUGCCAAGAUGCAGAACAGAAGGCUCCUUUUGCGUGGCCUUGAACAGACACCUGCCUCGAGUGUUGGGGAUUUGGAAAGCUCUGUAACGGGGUCCAUGAUUAAUGGCUGGGGCUCAGCCUCAGAAGAAGACAACAUCUCAAGUGGACGGUCCAGCGUUAGCUCUUCUGAUGGAUCAUUUUUUACUGAUGCAGAUUUUGCACAAGCUGUUGCUGCAGCAGCAGAAUAUGCUGGUCUUAAAGUAGCAAGACGUCAAGUGCAGGAUGCAGCAGGAGGCCGUAGACAUUUUCAUGCAUCGCACUGCCCUAGACCCACCAGCCCUGUGUCUACUGACAGCAACAUGAGUGCUGUUGUAAUACAAAAGGUCCGACCUGCCAAAAAGCAAAAACACCAGCCAGGACAUCUGCGCAGAGAAGUCUACACAGAUGACCUGCCACCCCCUCCAUUGCCACCUCCUGCUAUUAAAUCUCCUACUGCGCAGUCCAAGUCACAGCUGGAGGUGCGGCCUGUCAUGUUGCCAAAACUUGCCUCUAUAGAACCGAGAACAGACAGGUCCACGGAAAGAAAAGGAGUGAGCUACAAAGGGAGGGAAGGGGCAGAUGGCAGACAGCAUUCUGAUGUGCGGACAAAUUCAGGAGAACGGAGAGAAUUGCAGGAACAGCAAAAUGAUGGGAAAUUGCGAGGAAAUAAAGCAGCAAAGCGAGAAGGCACACAAGCAAAAACUCAUCUUCUCCAAGAGGACAUCUUACCAUAUUGUAGGCCUACGUUCCCAACAUCAAAUAAUCCAAGAGAUCCCAGUUCCUCCAGCUCUAUGUCAUCAAGAGGAUCAGGAGGUAGACAAAGGGCAGAUCAAACCAAUAUAGGCCGAAGAAAUGCUGCAGAAAUGCAAGUACUGGGAGCAUAUGAACAAGGAGAAGAAGAAGAAGAAUUAGAGGAAACCGAAAGCUGAAGAGGACGAGAGAUGUACUGUAACAGGCUUUGAAAUCUAAUCAGAAAAAUAUCACUUAAGAUGCCUCGAGUCUGAUGAUGUUUGACGCCAGAAAUAAUGUUCAGUGCAAUCAGAGUGUACAAACUUUCAUUUUUAUUCAUGCCAUCAGAACGCUAGUCUUUAUUUUACUAUUUCUUUUUAACCCCUUUUCAUUAUGAACAGCCCCUGACUAUUGCAUAACGCUAAGUGUAUCACCUUCUUUCUGCCCAGAAGGCAGGUAACCUGCUCUUCCUGGUGUGGAUGCCAACUGUCACUUCAGGAUUUGGACAGAAGAGGGUGCCAAAACCUGGGAUUCCUAGUUUUCACCCUUCAGGCGGCACCAAGCCAGUUGAUACGGCACCGGGUCAGUUGAUGAUCUUCUGUGUAAUAUAGCAUUGAUUAAAAAUACUAAGUUGCAUAAAGUGAAAUUUGUGCAAAGGGUUCUUCUGAUGUAGUGGCUUUACUAUAGCCUGCAGUUCGUGCAAAUGAUAACUUGCAUUUCCAAAUGGACUGUUCCUUUUAUUUCCUGCCAGUGUCUCAAUUACCCUUUGCAGCAGCAAAAGAAUUACUUUUGAAAAUGCAACUAGAAGCAAUUUGGGGUAGGGUGGCUCAUAUUGUAAAUAUAUACUCAUUUUAAAGCCCCUGUGGUACUUUAAUUUGUCUUCCCCAUUUUCAUCAUUCAAGUACAUUCUUAUUGAAAAUGUCCUUUGGGAUAGGCAGGAGCCAAGCCAGUAGGAACUCUGGUGGUCUAGUCAUGGCAUGAAUAAGUCUAUUAGAAACUUGUUCUAAUUUUCAACUUAAAUGACACUUAUAAAAAUAAGCAAGGAAAAUAAUGGACAUUUUUAAUAAUAAUUGGGUAAGGACAUAGUUACUGUGACUGGCCCAAAUCUCAGACCUCUACUUGUAGUAUCAAUUCACCUUAAAGAAGUGCCACUUAAAGAUGUUUUGUUUGAUCUUGGGGUUUGUUUGUUUUGUAAUGCACUGCUUUUUUUUUUUUUGGUUUUAAAAGCACAAUCACUAAACUUUAUUUGUAAACCAUUGUAACUAUUAACCUUUUUUGUCUUAUUGAAAAAUGUUAAGAAGCAUUUGUUUGGGACUUUUUUCAUCUUUUUGUUAAUGCUUUAUAUUUGUAUUUGGAAUAUUUGAAUGAUGACAGAUGGUAAAGUAACAUACCUACACGUAGGCCAUAAACAGAACACUUCUCAUUUUUCCUGAACUUGUGGAACAUUCUCAAGUUUGCUGUGGCCUAUCUCAACAUUGGAUUUUCAUAAAAGUGAAAUAGAGGCAUUAGUUGUGUUGAAUUUUACCAAAUGAUGUCCUCUCUCUGUAGAUUUUAUCAUCUUUUCUGUAAUUAUAUGAUUUCUUUGUCAUUGGUGCUAAUGGAAAAUUGUGUGUUUGUUUAUGGACAGCUAUCAGGACUAGCCCCAAUGGGAAAAAAAAAGUGUUUUGCUGUUUACUGAGGACUGAAAUUUUUCAUUUAGCUAAUUUUGAAAAAAUGGUUACAUAGAAAGGAUGUGCAGUACUAAGGGAACAAUCCAUGUGAUUAAUGUUUUCAUUAUGUUCAUGUAAGAAACCUCAUAUUUUAGCCAUAAUUUUGCAUACUGAGGAUCCAAUAAUCAGAAAGUAAUUUUUGUCACAUUAUUUAUUAAAAAUGUUCUCAAAUACA
Molecule: messenger RNA, 9514 nt
Organism: Dermochelys coriacea (leatherback sea turtle)
Lineage: Eukaryota; Metazoa; Chordata; Testudines; Dermochelyidae
Gene: ROBO1
Product: roundabout guidance receptor 1
Exons: 30
Coding region: 2977-7830 (1617 amino acids)
Biological process (GO): axon guidance; homophilic cell-cell adhesion; Roundabout signaling pathway
Cellular component (GO): axon; plasma membrane; neuronal cell body
Molecular function (GO): protein binding; axon guidance receptor activity
Source: RefSeq, a predicted model, not a curated record